CCCCUCUCUGAUUUCAUCCACUAUACACCAAAACACAUGCUUUACUUUCCAACUAAGCACAAACUACACACAAGUUGCCUCAAAUAUUCAACACUCUCACUUCAUAAACCCAAACCCUAUCUCUUAUCAUUUCCCUCUCUCUGCACCCAAAACCUUACCUUCAAUCACAAAGGCAAUGGCAUCUCUUUCAGCCACUUCUCUCACCUUCCAACCCUCUCUCAACUUCUCUACAGCCAUCUCACAGGGGUGCUACAAAACUUCACCUUUUGGUGCAGUUUGUGUGGGAUGGAACAGGAGAAGCUUCCCUUCUUUGAGAUCCUCCCGUUUUCGCAUUUGUGCAGUGCAGGCACAACCAGAAACAUUACAGAAGGUGUGUGAUAUUGUGAGGAAACAACUUGCUCUCCCCAAAGAAUCCGAGCUUACCCCAGACACCAAAUUUUCAGAUCUUGGUGCUGAUUCCCUUGACACGGUGGAAAUAGUGAUGACUUUGGAGGAAGAGUUUAACAUCAAUGUUGAGGAAGAUGGGUCUCAGAACAUCUCAACAGUUCAAGAAGCAGCUGAUUUAAUAGAGAAACUGGUUCAAGAGAAAAAAGUGGACCAGAACAAAGCAACUGAAGCAGCUUAAUAUCAUUUCUUUAUUUUUCCAUUGUGAUUUUCUUCAACUUCAUAAUUGGUUUGCCCCAAAGCCUUUUAUUUUUGUUUCAAAGCAUAAGCGUCUCAUUUGGUUUUGUAGGUAAAGAUGUUAGGUGAUGUUACCUUUUUCUCAUAUUCAAGUGCUUAAUUUUCUUUCUGCUUUUCUUUCAAAUUGGAAAUUAAACAGCAGCAUGCUCUAACUUAAAUUCUUGUGUCAACAACAUUCUUUGUUAUGAAAUUAUAAUUAUUGUGUUA
Messenger RNA from Vigna unguiculata (cowpea), 888 nucleotides. Its product is annotated as acyl carrier protein 1, chloroplastic-like. Gene Ontology annotation, molecular function: phosphopantetheine binding; acyl carrier activity. NCBI's taxonomy places the organism in Eukaryota, Viridiplantae, Streptophyta, Magnoliopsida, Fabales, Fabaceae. Gene Ontology annotation, biological process: fatty acid biosynthetic process. The record is from RefSeq and is a predicted model, not a curated record.